CUUCCUCUGGUUAUUUUGUUUGUCGGCCCCCACAGUGGAAACGAUAGUUUCUUCCCGGCCGAUUUCGUUUCCUUUAACUCCUCCAAUCCCAUAACGAAGGAGAAAGAGAAGAGACGAUCUAAGAUCUUUUAAGGAUCAGGGUUUUCAGAAAGCCAACAAUAAGUAUCUGAUCGAAACCAUUGAAUGCUAAGGCAGCCAUGAUCCAUCUUUAAAGUUCAAAGCUGCUGGAAUCGGAAGCAAUAUUCAUGUUGACUUUAUUCUUGAUCUGAGUAUUUUCUCUCUUUUCUCUUCUUCAUGUGAUUUUUAAUAGCCAUGGAAACAGGAAAUUCAUCCGAUUCUUCUAACGAUGAAGUAGACAGAAUUAGCAAGUUAACAGAAACGCUCAUUCAUCACAUACUUUCUUUUAUUGACUUUAAGUAUGCCCUCCAAACCUGUGUGUUGUCAAAGAGAUGGAGAUAUAUCUGGACUUCUCUCCCGGCUUUAAACUUCGAUUCGAAGCUAUAUUUUUCAGGCCGUACAUGUGAUCACAAACGUGUUCUUGAUUUCGUUGAUAACGUGUUAACUCUCCGUGAUAGCAGAGGUUCUGAUAUUCAAAAGUUUCAUCUUGUUUGUGGACCUUUUUAUAGUCGAGCUGAUGAUUUUUGGACCAGUCGUCUUCACAGAUGGAUAAUUCAUGUUGUUAAGGCUAAUGUUGAAGAUAUUAAUGUCCAUUACGACAGUAAGGCAGUAUUUAAGGUUCCGGAUUGUGUUUUUAUGUGCAAGUCAUUGAAAAGUUUGAACCUAGAUAUAUCAUGUAGGAUUAUUCUACCAAAUUCCUUAUGUUUAUUUCGUCUUAAGUAUCUGAAACUGAAAGACUCUUCAUUAAACAACGAAGAACAAAUUCAAAAGUUAUUGUCAAGCUGUCCUGUUUUGGAACAUCUGGAGUUGAGUGAUGUUAGUAGUAAUGGUCAUAUAAGCAUCUCUAUUUCUUCGCUAACGCUUAAGCACUUUGGAUUGCAUAUCAAGUAUAAUAAACUAUGUCACAAUAAAUUGAGGUUAUCUGCUCCAAAUCUUUUGUCGUUCGCUUCAUCAAGUCUAGACUUUGUUUUGCUGGAUAAUGUUUCUUCUCUACUCGCUGCUGAUACUGAUGUACAAGUAAAACCAAGAAAUGCCGACUUUCCUGUGGCGUAUACUUGGCAAGGCUUAGAAUUUCUUGAAGUACUUCGUAAUGUGAAGGAUUUAACUAUAUCGUUUCUUCCGGUUGAGGAUGUCAGAAGAAUUCCAGAACUGUUGCAAAAUCAGCCUUUUCAAUUCUCUAAUCUGCUACAUUUUAAGCUGCGAAAGAUGAGUCUCUCACCACACUCUAUGCGUGCGAUUGCCUCCCUGCUCAAGAUUAUGCCCUGUAUUGAAUCCUUUACAUUGGAACUUCCUCAGGAUCGCAACAUAAACGAGUAUUCUGAUGAUGAUGAAUCUGAUGAGGGGUCAGAUUCAGACUCGGAUUUGGAACCAGAGUUUGAGCCGGAUAAUGAUGUGUUAACUCUCAGUUUAGAAGAAUCGUCAUCAACCUACACCCUGAAACAUCUCAAGUCUGUCGAGAUUAGUGGGCUAAAAGGAAGUGAUUUCGAACUUGAGUUUAUCGGAAUUUUGUUGAAGAAUGCCAUGCUUUUGGAGAGAAUAGUUCUUCAUCACUGCAAACCUAGAUCCAGUAGAGAUAAGUAUUUUUAUAAGGAUAAAGUUAAGAAGUUUCAUCAGAAGGUAAUGCGUUUCUCAAGCGCCUCUUUGUCUUCCAAGGUGGCAUUUUUUUUCUUCUCUUAGGAGCUGAGAUGAAAUUGACUUGCUGAAAAGGUAUCUGGGACUUUGUAUAAAUAACCUCGACCAGUCCAUGUCACCAAAAAUUUGAUUUGCUUGCUAGUUUUUUCUUCAUUCUUUUUUUGGACUCUAAACUACAUUUACUAGCCUGGACCCGUUAAUGCUGUCAUUUGAAACACGGUUGCUUGUCUAUUUACUUAUAUUUCUAUGUGUACUAGUUUUCUCUAAUAUCUCAGAACUCCUCUUUCUUUAUCAAUGGAAGUGUUUACAUUUUCA
This is a messenger RNA of Papaver somniferum (opium poppy), 2064 nucleotides long. Its product is annotated as F-box/LRR-repeat protein At4g14103-like. The coding region runs from base 313 to 1794 and encodes 493 amino acids. Gene Ontology annotation, molecular function: protein binding. The transcript has 5 exons. The record is from RefSeq and is a predicted model, not a curated record. Lineage: Eukaryota; Viridiplantae; Streptophyta; Magnoliopsida; Ranunculales; Papaveraceae.